Molecule: messenger RNA, 1236 nt
Organism: Diplodia corticola
Lineage: Eukaryota; Fungi; Ascomycota; Dothideomycetes; Botryosphaeriales; Botryosphaeriaceae
Product: tri7-like toxin biosynthesis protein
Exons: 1
Coding region: 1-1236 (411 amino acids)
Biological process (GO): lipid metabolic process
Source: RefSeq, a predicted model, not a curated record
AUGCCCUCCGGCUCGCCCUGGCUUGCACCUGGUGCACUAGCAUUUGGCGCCACCGAAGUCGCGUUCCUGGCCCUCUACGCAACCACCGUCCUGUUCGUCCCGAGCCAUGCCGCCCUCGUCCGCCUCACCGCUGUGGUUGCGCUAUUCGCCUUGACCUACAUGCUUCAGGACGCUUUCUUCCAAUGGACCAGCAACCCCCACUGGAGAGGAUUCACCGCUGCUUCCCUCCCCGUCCAACUCAUGAGCGCAUCAGACAUAAUCUUCAUCACCCGACUGAACUCCACCGCCAUCCGAGGAAGGACCAUUCUCCACCAAGCCUACCGGGCAAUCGUGCUCCUCCUCAACCAACGCCGCAUCGGGACCAUCUGGCAAGUGAAGAACGUCCCGCCCACCACAACCUCAUCCCGAACCACAUUCCUCCGAUCACGACUAGCCACCACCCUGCUCGCCUACCUCGCCCUCGACGCCCUGACAUCCGGCCCCACGCCCCCCGCCGCCAUGAUCGCGCCCCAAAAACAAACCCUCCUCCCCGCCCAGCUCUCCACCCUCUCCCGCGCCGACCUCACCUUCCGCCUCUCCUCCAGCCUCCUCUACUGGCUCAGCGGCUUCCUCCUCCUCCUCCUCGUCUCCAACGCCCUCGCCCUCCCCCUCGUCGCCACCGGCCUCUCGUCGCCGCACGACCGCCCGCCCCUCUUCGGCGCCCUCGCCGACGCGUACUCGCUCCGCCGCUGCUGGGGCGCCGUCUGGCACCAGUGCCUCCGCCGCGGCCUCACCGCCCACGCCGACUUCGUCGCGGACAGGGUGCUGCGCAUCCCGCGCGGGUGCACGCUGCUGUCGCGGUACGCGCGCCUCUUCGCCGCGUUUGGCCUCUCCGGCCUCGUGCAUCACGUGUGCGUGCGGGCGAUGGGCGUGCCGCCGGCUGAGUCGGGGGCGCUCGUGUUUUUUUUGCUGCAGGCGCUGGGGAUCGUGGUCGAGGAUGCGGUGCAGGCCGUGUGCGGCGUCGGUCGGGCCGCUGGGUCCGGGGCCGGGGCCGGGGCCGGCCGGGGGUUGUUUGCGCGGAUGAACGCUGGGUUGAGGCGUGGAAUCGGGUAUGUGUGGGUCGUGGCGUUUGUGGCGUGGUCGAGCCCGACGUGGUUUUAUGCCCAGUCGAGGGUUGGGACGGAUCCGGAGAUCUUGCUGCCCGUGAGGGUGGCGAGGCCGUUGGUUGGGAUGCUGAAGGGGUUUGUGCGGGCGUGA